AUGAUGUUUUGCAAGUUACGUCGUUUAGAAUUGCUCCGUUCUGGACAACUGUCGGAUUGUGACCUAAAGGUGUGGUAUACGAAUAAAUCGAUGACUUGUUGCUGCCGCGAAUUCAAAUGCCACAGGAUUCUGUUGGCGUCCGCCUCGGAGGAGUUUGAGAGCAUGUUCCGUGAAACGGAUUUCAAUAAAUCCAAGCUGGUGAUCAAUGUGAAUGACGCCAUGCCCGAUGCAUACGAAACUCUGUUGCUUUAUAUAUACACGUAUGAGAUAUACAAUGACAUCCAGAUUGAGAUGUUCCCCGAUCUUGUCUAUUUGGCCACCAAAUACAAAAUGCCCGACUUUGUGGACGGCUACAUUGGCAAAUUCGUCGAUAAGGAAUGGCCCAUGUCUACGGUGCUCAAAAUGUUUCAGUUGGCCAAUGAGCAUAACCGGCCGGCCAUGAUGAAGCUGGUGGGCAAGAAAAUUGUGCCAAUGGCUAAGAGGCUGAUCAGUGACAAUAGUUUUCUGAAAUUUACCGUUAAGGAACUGCAUGCUCUGAUGUUAAUUUUGAAAGGCGCGAACACAAUUCCCGACAAUGAAUUGCUGGUGGCACUGAAGAGAUAUCAGAAAUGCAAUAAUCUCUAUUAUAGAAAUAUGUGCUGCUUUCAACAAUUUGUCCAAGUGACGCAUCUGUUUGGUGGUUUGCUUUUCGAGCCGGACGGCACUUUGGCCGUAAAAGACGACAACGAGACGGAAGAAGCAGAAGUGGCAGCGGCGGCAACAGCAGCAGGAGCGGAAGCAGCAGCAGGAGCGGAAGCAACAGGAGCCGGAGCUGCAGGCGCAAGAGCAGAAGCAAAUGCACCAACAGCUGCAGUACUAGCAGCAGCGGCAGCAGCACCAACAGCAGCAGCAGAAGAUAUACAAACCGGCCUACGACCAACAACUGAAUCAAAAUCACAAGCAAAAUUGGAAGUAGAACUAAAAAAAUAUUACGGGGAAGAGGAACCAAAGCCACAGGCGAAAGAGAAGGAAUCUGAAACACCACAGCCACUUGCAGAAGAUUCUGAGAAAGCUGCCUCACCAAUAGAUCCAGACAAGCCAAAGAAAAAAAGUUGUAAAGCAUUAAGAACAAGACGCAAUAUUUGCCAACUAUUGAACCCAAAUUCAAAACGGCAAUAGUCCCAUAUUGAUGCGAACGUUACGCUCCGCUAGGCUAAAUCAAUCAAGCAGCAGUUCUUCAUAUUAGUGGCAUUUGUUAGUUUCAAAAAUAUCUAGUUCGGUUCAUAGUUUCAAUAAAAGCAUCUUCCUCAAUUUUA
Drosophila mojavensis is the source of this 1295-nucleotide messenger RNA. RefSeq lists its product as uncharacterized. Bases 1 to 1158 code for a protein of 385 amino acids. Gene Ontology annotation, biological process: proteasome-mediated ubiquitin-dependent protein catabolic process; regulation of proteolysis. Gene Ontology annotation, cellular component: cytoplasm. Lineage: Eukaryota; Metazoa; Arthropoda; Insecta; Diptera; Drosophilidae. The record is from RefSeq and is a predicted model, not a curated record. The transcript has 2 exons. Gene Ontology annotation, molecular function: ubiquitin protein ligase binding.